This is a messenger RNA of Cariama cristata (Red-legged seriema), 1579 nucleotides long. RefSeq names its product HIV-1 Tat specific factor 1 (gene HTATSF1). The annotation marks the transcript as partial. Gene Ontology annotation, cellular component: U2 snRNP; U2-type spliceosomal complex. The record is from RefSeq and is a predicted model, not a curated record. Gene Ontology annotation, molecular function: RNA binding. The transcript is spliced from 8 exons. NCBI's taxonomy places the organism in Eukaryota, Metazoa, Chordata, Aves, Cariamiformes, Cariamidae. Gene Ontology annotation, biological process: mRNA splicing, via spliceosome.
AUAACAGAAGAUUUCCUGGCAACAUAUCAUGCCAACUAUGGCUUUCAUGCAGAUGAUAAGGACAGUUCCUCUACCUCUGGCACAGCAACUGAAAGUAAGCAACCAGUAAGUUCUAAGACAUCAGGAACACAACCGUCCGCAAAUGAGAAAAGACCACAACAAACGGAUCCAAAACAAAAAGCGGAAAAACGGAAGCUUGAGCCAGGAUGGUUUCAUGUUGAAGAAGACAGAAACACAAAUGUUUAUGUGACUGGUUUACCUCCAGACAUUACAAAAGAUGAAUUUAUACAAGUCAUGUCAAAAUGUGGUAUCAUUAUGCGAGAUCCUCAGACAGAAGAACACAAAAUCAAACUGUACAAAGAUAAGGAAGGAAAUCUUAAAGGAGAUGGCCUCUGUUGCUAUCUAAAGAGAGAAUCAGUUCAACUUGCCCUGAGACUUCUGGAUGAGGCAGAAAUUAGAGGCUAUAAAUUACAUGUUGAAGUUGCAAAGUUUCAACUGAAGGGGGAGUAUGAUGCAAGCAAAAAGAAGAAGAAAUGUAAAGACUACAAGAAGAAGUUGUCUCAACAGCAGAAACAGCUGGAUUGGAGGCCUGAGAAGAAAGAUGGCGCAACUCGAAUGCGACAUGAGCGCAUCGUUAUUAUCAGGAAUAUGUUUCACCCAAAGGACUUUGAGGAGGAUCCCUUAGUGUUAAAUGAGAUCAGAGAAGAUCUGCGGACAGAAUGUGAAAAGUUUGGUCAAGUAAAGAAGGUUCUCAUAUUUGAUCGACACCCUGAUGGCGUGGCUUCUGUGUCAUUUAAAGAAGCAACAGAAGCUGAUCUGUGCAAGCUAACUCUAAAUGGCAGGUGGUUUGGCGGCCGUCAGCUCAGUGCUGAAACAUGGGAUGGUGUAACGGAUUAUCAGGUGGAGGAGACUGCAAGAGAAAGAGAAGAAAGGCUCAAGGUGUGGGGAUCGUUUUUAGAGGAUCCUGAUGCAAAGGAGCAGCAAACUACAUCUGAUUCAGAUUCCGCGACAAGUAGUGUUAAAAUGCCUGAAGGCAAACAACCUUCGAAAGUUAAUGACACAUCUAAGGAGGAUGUAUAUGAUGAAGGCCAUAAGAGGGAGAAUAAUGGUGAGGGCAUUAAUGAAGAUGGUGCUCCAUCUACAGACAGCAGCCUUGCAGGCAGUGAUGUUGAAGCAGAUACAUAACAUCUUUAAUGCUUUAUGAAAGCAUAGUUUUUAGGGUGAUGCUUGAGUUUAUCCCUUUCUUCAGGGUGACUGCAGACAAUAUUCAUAUGAAUAUAUACAUAUUAGAAUGUCAUCAACUGUGUGCUUUGAAGUUUUCAUUAAAAGUAGUAUUUAAUGAGGUUCUAAAAGUUUGUAUUAAUUGGCUGUUCAGGUAAAGUAACUCAAGUUGCCAAGAAUGCAGUAAAAUUCAUCAGACUUUUUUUGUUUUAACUAUGCUUGUCAGUGUUUCAUUAUGUAUGUGUGAAAUAUGUUCGAACCCUUCAGUUUAUGUAACUAUAUGUAACUUAAAUAAUGCAAAGCUAUUACAAGAUUUGUGGAUUUUACUGUUAAUUUUCCUGUACCCCUUGGAACUCAG